This is a messenger RNA of Tetrahymena thermophila SB210, 2031 nucleotides long. RefSeq lists its product as hypothetical. The transcript is spliced from 6 exons. The record is from RefSeq and is a predicted model, not a curated record. Lineage: Eukaryota; Ciliophora; Oligohymenophorea; Hymenostomatida; Tetrahymenidae.
UUUCUAUCUAUAAUAAAGAAACAAACAAGCAAACAAAGUAAAAGAAAGAAUAAAUUAAUUAAUAAUAUUAGAAAGGUUGGUUGUUAGAACAUUAUUUAUAUAAUUAAGUAUUUAUAUAGCACCACUAAAGCAAAAUAUUAAGUAUUCUUAGAAUAUAUACGUUAAAAGCAGCUAAUUCAGAUAAUCUGGAAAACUAAAGCAUAAUUUAUUCCUAUUUACAAUUAUAUGAGUACAAAAAAUAGUUAGUUGAGGGAGUCUUUUUACAAAAAUGCCAAAUAAGCUGCUAAUAUAAAACAACCAACUUAAGAUAAUCAAGCUAAAGUGCCAUUUAAUUACUCUCAAUAAAAAAAGGCUUCUUAUAAAGAUUUAAGCCCUUCUUCUGGUGUUAAUCUUAGCACAUAAUUUUUUAAUAAUCCUUAUAAUUCAACUAAAAAUAGAGCAAACAACAGAAGCAAUAAUAUAUCACCACUUAAUAGAUUUAUUUCUCCAAAAGUGAAUGGACCUUAAGACUGCAAAAUUGGAUAAAAAAGAGCAUAAUCUAGCUGUAGACCAUCAAUAAAUAAUCAAAAUAACUAUGAUGGGAGCUAAUUCAGUAUUUUAGAUUAAUUUAAGAUGUCUCCAUAAAUGCCGUUAAAUUUAGGAAGAUCUUAAGAAUUAUAACAGAUUCAUAUGCAACAGCCUUAAAAUAAUUAAAGCUAAAAGAGGAAAAUAAGGAUGCUAAGACAGAGCAUUGGUUCUAGAUAAGCCACAAGGCAUGAUGAACCAGUAGUAGAAGAUUUUGAAUAUAUAAAUAAUUCUAGCAAUAUAAAUACAAAUUUUAAUUUUAUGGAUUAAACACCUGUAAGUAGAAAAUCAUAACAAAGAAAAGAUAGCACAAAUCAAAAUUAACAGAGGAUACCCAACUAUUCCUAAAUGUAUAGUAAACAUAAUGCACCACCUUAAAUUAGUCCUAAUAAUAUAGGAGAUGCAUACUUCAAAAAUUCAGUUUUUUAAUCAAAUACACCAAUAAGUGUGAUUACUCCGAGCUCAUAUGGGAAUCACAUAAAUCAAAAUAACCCCUAAAAUCCAGUGAUAAUUAAAAAUAGCAUAAACAAUAUUUCUGUUUAAAUUGGGAAUUGUAACGAUAUGAAUCAUUCUUUUAAAUUAUCAAACAAACACUCUAAGGACAUUGUUAAUGAUAACUAAUUAUACGAUUUUAAUCUUGAAAAUAUGGACUCAUCUUGCUUACCAACAGAAUAGGUAUGCAGAAUAGAUACAAAUAUUAGUGAUGACAGAAUAAAUACAUAAACAACAAAUAAAGAAUUAAUGAUUAAUAGAAAUAAUAACAAUAAUAGUAAGAGUUUUGAAUAAAAUUCCAAUUCUUAGGAUGAGAGAUAAACAAGGAUAUAUGCAUUACAAAAUUAUUUAAAGAAUACAUAAACUACAAAAUAUUCUCGUAAUUAAAGAAGAAGUGUUGCUCAUUCAUCACAUGCAGCUAAUUAAGUAAAAUAGAUUGCUGAAAAUAACUUAAUGCACUCCGAAAGUAAGCAAUCUAAGAACUCAACUACAGUUUCUAACUUAAAUACUAACAAUAUCACUAAAAUUUCUGAUGAAAAUCAAAUCCCUGAAUAUCAACAAACGAUAAAAAAAUAAUUAAAUUGUAUAUAAGUUUGUGACCCAUCUUCUGCAAAUAUGAUGGGUGCUACUGCUGCUCCCAGAAAUAAGAGUCCUAUGCCUUAAAAUUUAUUUUAAAAAUUUGACUAAAACAUUUAAAUGCUUGGUAAAACAGAUCCUUGCAACUUAAAAGUCAAUAAAAACGAUAAAAAUAUGAAUGGCUUAAUUGAUCCUACACUAAACAGUAAAUAAGGAAACAGCGGAUUUAAUAAAUAAAACUAAAUUAAAGGAGAUUAAUCAACCGUUGUUCCCUAUAUGAGCUAAUAAAUACCACAAAUUCCUCAAGAAAUAAAUAAUUAGGAUGUAGAAGAAUUACAUUUCCAAUUUGUUGAAUUUUAACAAAAAUGUAAAGAAUGGCUUAAAAAAAUAGAAAUUUGA